Pipistrellus nathusii (Nathusius's pipistrelle) is the source of this 1008-nucleotide messenger RNA. The record is from the annotation of a GenBank genome assembly. NCBI's taxonomy places the organism in Eukaryota, Metazoa, Chordata, Mammalia, Chiroptera, Vespertilionidae.
AUGGCGACCUUUGUGAGCGAGCUGGAGGCGGCCAAGAAGAACCUGAGCGAGGCGCUGGGCGACAACGUGAAACAGUACUGGGCCAACCUGAAGCUGUGGUUCAAGCAGAAGAUCAGCAAAGAGGAGUUUGACCUAGAAGCUCACAGGCUCCUCACACAGGAUAAUGUGCAUUCUCACAACGAGUUCCUCCUGGCCAUCCUCACGCGCUGCCAGAUUUUGGUGUCUACCCCAGAGGGUGCCGGCUCCUUGCCCUGGACAGGGGGCUCCGCAGCCAAGCCCGGGAAGCCGAAGGGGCGGAAGAAGAUGUCUUCUGUGCGCCAGAAGUUUGAUCACAGAUUCCAGCCUCAGAACCCCCUCUCGGGAGCCCAGCAGUUUGUGGCAAAGGAUCCCCAAGAUGACGAUGACUUGAAACUGUGUUCGCACACAAUGAUGCUGCCCACACGGGGCCAGCUGGAGGGGCGGAUGAUCGUGACAGCGUACGAGCACGGCCUGGACAACGUCACGGAGGAGGCCGUGUCCGCGGUGGUCUACGCCGUGGAGAAUCACCUUAAGGACAUACUGGCAUCGGUUGUGUCCAGAAGGAAAGCAUAUCGAGUGCGAGAUGGUCACUUUAAGUACGCCUUUGGCAGUAACGUGACCCCCCAGCCAUACCUGAGGAACAGCAUCAUGGUGUACAACAGCCUGAUAGAAAGCCCGCCAGCCCUUCCUGCCUCCUGUGUCGGCCAGAACUCAGCGGCCCAGCCGCACCCCGAUGACGCGGAGCAGCAGGCCGCGCUCCUGCUGGCGUGCUCCGGGGACACCCUCCCCGCGCCCCUGCCUCCCGUGAACAUGCACGACCUUUUGGAAGCUUUGCAGGUGCACAGGGAAGUCAUUCCCACGCACACGGUGUACGCGCUCAACGUGGAGAGGGUCAUCACGAAGCUCUGGCACCCCACCCACGAGGAGCUGCGGCAGGACCAGGUGCACAGGCAGCGCCUGGCCGCCAAGGAGGGGCUGCUGCUCUACUGA